This is a messenger RNA of Dermochelys coriacea (leatherback sea turtle), 3128 nucleotides long. RefSeq names its product solute carrier family 19 member 3 (gene SLC19A3). The record is from RefSeq and is a predicted model, not a curated record. Gene Ontology annotation, molecular function: thiamine transmembrane transporter activity. Gene Ontology annotation, biological process: vitamin transport; transmembrane transport. Gene Ontology annotation, cellular component: plasma membrane. The transcript is spliced from 6 exons. The coding region runs from base 116 to 1573 and encodes 485 amino acids. NCBI's taxonomy places the organism in Eukaryota, Metazoa, Chordata, Testudines, Dermochelyidae.
CUCCAGUCAGGCUGGGAGAAGGAAAAAUGAGCCAGAGGAAAGGAAGUGCAGCUGAAGGGCUAGGUAAUGGAACAUUCUCAAGCCACUGGAAAGGAAGCGCUAAGUUGGCCAGGCCAUGGCUUGCUGGAAGAAAAUACGAAGCAGCAGCUGGAUUUAUCCUACCCUGGUCCUCUGCAUUUAUGGGUUUUUCUUCAUGAUGAGGCCAUCAGAACCUUUCCUCACCCCUUAUCUAACAGGACCAGAUAAAAACCUGACCACUGAUGAGGUUACAAACCAGAUUUUCCCAGUUUGGACAUACUCCUAUCUGGUGUUGCUGUUUCCUGUUUUCUUGAUUACGGACUAUAUGCGCUAUAAACCCAUCAUUAUUCUACAAGGCCUUAGCUUCAUUAUUACAUGGCUGAUGCUUUUAUUUGUCCAAGGAGUGCUAGCCAUGCAGCUGAUGGAGUUUUUUUAUGGGAUGGUAACAGCCACUGAAGUUGCCUAUUAUGCCUACAUUUACAGCGUUGUCAGUGUUGACCAUUAUCAGAAAGUGACUAGUUAUUGCAGAAGCAUCACACUUGUUGCAACCACAGUUGCAGCAGUGUUUGGGCAACUUUUAGUAUCUUUGGCAGAGCUAUCCUAUUUUUAUCUAAAUGCCAUUAGUUUGGCUUCUCUGUCCUUGGCCUUCCUAGCCUCUUUUUUUCUACCAAUGCCAAAAAAGAGUAUGUUCUUUCACAAAAAUCGUAUCCCUGAAACUCCCCGAGGAACAAUGGAUCAAGACACAAUGUCAAAAGCAACCAGCAUUAACGAGCAGCCAAGAUGCCAAGAUGACAAAGACGCUGCGAAAUCAUCUGUCAUUUCCAGGACCUUGCCUGAAUGCCAGUCUGACAAGCAUCAGCGUCACAUGCUUGUGCAGUUAUACAAGGAUUUAAAGGAAUGCUAUUGCACAAAGAAGCUUCUUUACUGGUCCCUAUGGUGGGCUUUAGCCACUGCAGGCUAUAACCAGAUUGUGAAUUAUGUCCAGGUGUUAUGGGACAACAGAGCACCCCCUAAGAAUAACAACAUUUAUAAUGGGGCUGUUGAGGCAGCAGCAACAUUUCUGAGUUCAGUAACCUCCCUGGCAGUAGGAUACGUGAAAAUUAACUGGGAUCUUUCAGGAGAGCUAGCACUGGGAAUCUUCUCUGCACUGAAUGCUGGUUCUCUAUUUCUCAUGCAUUUUACUACCAACAUCUGGGUAUGCUAUGCUAGCUAUCUAGUUUUCAAGUCAUGUUAUAUGCUCCUCAUAACAAUAGCAACGUUUCAGAUCGCUGUCAAUCUAAGCAUGGAACGCUACGCUUUAAUGUUUGGAUUCAACAACUUUGUCGCACUGGUGAUUCAGACUAUUAUAACUGUAGUCGUAGUUGAUUCAAGAGGUCUGGGAUUGAAGAUAGUCACCCAGUUCCUAAUUUAUGGCAGUUACUUUGCAGUCAUAGCUGGGAUUUUCUUGAUCAGAAGCAUUUACACAAUUGUCUCAAUCAAAUGCAAAAGGGACACACGGAACUUCUCAAACGGACCUCAGAACAUUACGGAGCAAGGAUCAGAAACCAAAUUAUAACUAGCUGUGCAAAGAUCUGUAGCUUUAAUGGACUUAUCAAAAAUGCCCCUGCUUGCAAAAAACUCUCACUGAAGUCAAUGAGAGAUUGCAGUAAGGGGAGCAGCACUUCGUCCUUCAUGUAUGCCCCUGCUAAAUCACAACAAACUUACUCCAACCAAAAGAAUUGCCUGAUAUAAUUGAACACCAGAUCGUCAGCUGGUGUAAAUCAAUAUUGUGCCAUUGAUCUGAACUGAUUUACACUAAUGUAUACCCUUCUGAGGAACUGGCCCAUCAUACUGACAUUUUGCCAAAAAAAAGGAAGAAUCUGGUUUGAUUGGAUUCUGAUUUGUUUACACAACAGCAUAACAAACUCAAUCUAUGUGUUAUGCAAAAAUACCACGGUUCUUUUUCCCUCUCUCACUCAGGCUUUUGAAAAAAUUGUAAAUGGGAUGCAUUCCAUUCCAAAAGGUUAUUUCACUUGGCAAUUCAGCUUUGCUACUCCAAGUGGGAUGAGGGUUUUGCCCAUACCUUCAUUUGGGGUAGAUCCUUGUAGCCUCCCACCUAUGUAUAUCCUUGUAGAAGCUGGAUUUUAUAUUUAUUUUUCAGGUUUAAUAAUGUAAUAAUGUAUGACUUAAUUUCAUCCUGCCAGCCACCCUUUUUGAAUAGCAGAAAGGAAUGACCCUCUGGAGCAUUGGUAGAAAGGCAGGGACAGACCAGAACAAUCCUUAUGAUGGAUUAUGGUCACCCUUGUUUUAGGAUAUAAUAUCUACUAUGGUUUCCUAUAUGUAUUAUAUAUUAGGCACUCUAGUUAAAUAUAUAUUUCUUUGUUUUAAGGUUUAGUAAGUAAGAGACAGGAUCUUGUAUUGUGUCUAUGUUAAUGAGAUUAGAGGAAUGUUGAAGGCCCGGGCCACAAUGUCAACUGUUUUGAUUACAAGAUUCAGUAAGGUUUAAUUUACAAUGCCUUUCUUGCUCAACAUAAAAACUGCUGUAUACCUUUGAAGGUCUCUGUAAAAGACUUUGUGUGAAUGAGGAAUGCAUGCAUCAGGAAAAGAUAAGGUGUGAAGGCCAUUGUUAAAGUCAGAUGGUCAAGAGAGGAGGAGUGAAGAAACUUCAGGACACCAGAGAGAACCAUCAACGCACAUCCAUAAUGAAGGAAGGGCAGAUGACAACCGUGAGGUGGAGGCUGGCACCCCUAAAGACAAGACAAUUGAUUAAAUUGAAACCUGGACAGGAUGACCCUCUUGGAGGUGUUUUGGAAUGCUAAGAUCAAAAGAUAACACCAAUUAAAACCAGUUAAAAACUGACACAGCAAAAUCCAAAGACUUCAACAGAGAAAAACAGGGUGCUUGGCCAUGGGACUUUGGGUUCAUCUCGCCAAAACUCCAGGAGCAUUGGAUCGCAACCGACAGAGCCCAGCUCCCCUCUGCAACCAAUCUGGCUGACCACUAGAUUGAUCCAGACUCUGGACUAGUAACUAUAAUCAUCAACUGGCUGGAGUGAGUGAGUGUGUGAGAGACUGAAAAGUAUAUGCUAACUGCUGUAUUCUCAAUAAAUGCGGUGUAUUGCCUUCUUCCCU